CAUGUUGUUGAGCAAAAUAUUAAAUUUACAAUUUUAUUUCCAGCCAGGGUCGUUCGCGACCGGAUUUCUUCCCCAUAGUGAAUUAUUUAAAAAUUGAAUUAACGUCAGCUCCCCAUGCCGCCCUUAGACUCGUCUGCCAGCAGGUGCUACUGCGUGGAAAUGCCAAACGCGCACGACGAGAACCCUGCAAACCGGCUAGACGUGCGGUCAGGGGCGUCGACAGACAUCUAUCGCUCCAGAAUCCUAGUCUACAGCGGGUCGUUGCUGCCCUUGACAUUGAAGGCAGGCUUUUCGCUGCAGGACGUGGAGUUGGAGUUCGAGGCGGCUGUGGCGCGCGAAACAGACGCGCACAGCGACUACAACGAGUAUCUCUCGCCCGAAGUUUUCUCGCUCAAUCUGCUAAACCGCAAGUGGAUCCAUUUGCAUGCCAAAAAUAAACUGGAAAAACCCAGACCCAGGAUGUUCCAUUCUAUGAUCGUGCACGACAACUACCUUUACGUAUACGGCGGACUGUGUUUUGACCAGCACAACAAGCUCAAGACGCUCAAUGACGUGUGGCGAUUUGACCGGUUCGACAAAUCGUGGAAAUGUCUUCUUCCCGACGGCAACACCGUGGUCCUAAAGCGGUUUGACCACAUGUCGAUGUUCCUCCCCGAACUGCACAUUGUGGGGAAGCCGACACACCACGGGAUAAGCUUUUUUGGCGGAUUAUCCGACGAGAAACAGGAGCUUCUCGUGUCGCACAUAUACGAUCUCGUUUCCGAGCAGUGGUUUCCGAAUCUGGUGUACAGGGUGCAGGAGGAUGAGGGCCGUGGCAAAAUCAAGUAUAACGCGCUGGACGGGCUGGAGGUGGAGGUGCCUGGCCUACGGGCCCUUGGGUUGCGAAGCUCUUUGAACUCUGCGAUUCCGCUUCAGGCACUCAAUUCGACGCAGCAGGUGCCGCCAAUAUAUCUGUACCACAAACAGCAGGACCAGAAACAUGAGCCGUUCAUCACGUUUCCUAUCGACGAAUGCGUGGCGGGGACGGUGAUGUCGCUGACGUCGACGAACUCUACCAAAGUGGUGCCAUUCGAGCUGGACUACCCGACGCUGGGCUAUUUUGGGGAAAACCUCAUUGUCACAGGCUUCCAGCCCGGCGAGUACUCGAUUUCUUUGUACAUAUUCAACAGGAUUACCCGCACCUGGACGCGGUUGCAAAUAUCGUGCACCCAUUCUGCGCGCUCGCACCGCUUUUUCAAAGGAUUUGUGUGGAAUUCGCACCACAAGGUUGUCUUUCUCGGAAACACCAAAGCCACAAUGACGCUGCCCAGCGUGCAGUAUUUUUCUCAUUUUAGUGCCGUGUCGCUGCCGUUCACCAACACUUACGGCAUAGAGAUGGAAAAGGCCUUCAGCAACGCGCCAGAGACCGCUCCGCAGCACGUGCCGUCUUCGAUACCGCUUGACAAGUCCGAAAACACAAGCUUUGCUGCCUACUCGCACUAUGUGGCGCCGCAGAUCAUGACCAACUCGAUCCGGUCCGUCUUUCCUCCGUACGCCGUGGCCCUGGGCAAGCACGCGUUUGAACGGUCCACGUCGAUUUCCGACUUUGAGUUCAUCUGCUCUGACGGCACGUCGAUCCCGGUGCCGCUCAACCUGUGCCGCAAACGGUGGGGAUGCCGUUUCGACAAGCUGCUUGCCGACGCGUACGCCAGGGCUUUUGCGGACCGCCACGCGUUGCCCGAACUUUCAGAGCCGAGCUCGCUCGCCAGCUCGCCGGCAGAUACAGACUUGUCCGGAUCGUUGAGGCUGUCCAAAACGCCCGAAUCGCGUACCCCGUUGUUCAGACAUCCGUUCCAGGAGUCUGGAAAAUCGUCUCCAUUGUCUGGCACGCCUCGAUUUGGCUCUCUGCCGGCUUCCCGACGCAGUUCGCUGGCUGCCUCCAGAAGAGACUCUGGCGCCUCGCGACGGAACUCUCUGCUUGGGCAUGAAAAGCUAUCGAUGUCUAUGAAAAGCUCGAACCUGCGCCGGAGCUCUGGGAUCUCGAGCUCGUCGUCGUCGUCAGCAUUCUCCAAUCCCAACAGAGACGUUUCCGAGACGUCCGAUCACCUGCUGGGCUCGCCGCUAAUACUUGACGAGCUGCCACCGCAGCCACCAAUGCCAGAGCUGCCGCAGGACCUGAACGACUCCACGACGUCUUUUGAUUUCCGUGCCCCCUCGUUUGGCCCCAAAGACGCCUCGUCAAGCGGCCUCACACAGGCUCUGUCUGCCCUGGAGGACGUGGACCCGCUUUCAAACACCCGUCUGUCGGAACGGCCAAGAAAGGAGAGCGUCGAUUUCCCAGACGCGGCAGAUGCCAAGAUGGACGCGCGUUUCUUGCCCCGGACGCUGUGUCUGCCGUUUUCCAAGCCGACAGUGCGCGCAUUCUCCGAGUUUCUGUACACGGGACAGCUGGGCAGCAACUGGAAAGUGGUGCCAACGUGCGUGGAACUGCUGAUGAUUGCCAAUUUGUACGAGGUGCCGCUGUUGUACGACCUGAUCUCAGAAGCACUGUUCGUAGUUAUUGCGCGCAAAGAGGCCGCGUUGGUGGUGCAGGCCAAGAACUGCCACCCUGUCGUGGACGAGAGCACGGGGAUCGCUGCGAUCGACAAGUUCACCGAGCAGUUGGCCGCGCUAGACGACAAUUUGAUGGACCUGACGCUACUGAAACGCGCAUCCAAAGCUAUCGGCCGAUACUCCAACUCUGGCAGUCUAGCGAGCUCCGAAAUUCACUUCCGGGACUCGUUCCACACAGCCAGCAAAGUGCAGUCGCACGAAAUGGCACCCGAGGACAGCCAGAGCAGCAGCGAAUCGGUCAGAGAAACGUUCGGGCUGCUCAACGAGCAGCACUACAAAGACUUCCAAUCAGACAUGGAAGGACAGCCUACAGAGACCAAAGAGUGGCCGACGCUGAAAGGCCUCAUGAACCCAGACGCGCCCGCAUGCUCUGAUCAGAUCAUCGACAUCCUCGUGGAGUCCGGCACGCUGGCGAGCGAUAUCAAAUUGAUGCUGCGGGCCAUCAACACGCGAGAAAUGAUCGCCCAACUGAAGGAACACAAACGCGACUCGCACGAUCUCAAGGACCUAUCGGAGAGUCUCAAAGCUGUGUCCACACAGGCGCCAAAACCGCACGCCGGGUCCACGAGCUCGCUGCCGGAGACCUCAGUGUACAAGUCGCAGAGUGAGAGCGAGCUGGCGUUGGCGGGAGCGGGCGGCACCGCGGAGCGCCCAAGAAUCCCGCACGUGCUGACAUUCACGAACCUGGAGCGCGCAAUGACCAGCACGUCCGACGAGACGCCCUCGCCGCGCAGAAAACGCGGGUUUGGGCUGUUCAAGAAGAGCACUGCGAAAUAUUAAUUAGCUAAAUAAAAUACGGUCUGAGGCGUGGUCUGAGGCGUAGCUCGGACAGAAGUUUGCGAUGUGAGGUGAUCAGGAAGACAUCGACCCAUUAUAUUAUAUAAGGGCGAAACCGCUAAAGAUAACUGUAUGUCGCUUGUUUCGUCGUUCAAUUUCAGCUCGUUUGUGACCACCAGGACGCAGGACUAUGUUGCGCUGAUCCAAUUCUACAAGUCGUUCGGGCUGUCUGUUGUGAAGACGUUCUCCAAGGACGCCAACACCGCAGGCACCGAACUGAUUGGGGUUUCCAACGACUCCCGCAAGGAGUGCUGGUUCAGCUGCUUUCCUCCGGCCGAUACGGCGGGUCACAGUGCGGGCGGGGCAUAUGGAAAAGGGACAAUUAUCAAGCUGAGAUUAGUGAGCCAUGACGUGCACAAGAAUAUUGAGCUUCCGGGAGAGCUCGUUUUUUACAGCGAGGAUCCGUCCAAAGUGAGGGCCGUGUGCGAGGCCAACGGCUUCCGGGUCGAGCCGGGCAAGGGCCGUGUGGAGUUCUACGUUGUGGACCCGAUUGGCAACCGAUUGGGUUUCAGCAGGCAGCCAAAUGAAGGGAAGAAAGAUGGUGCUGCAGAAGUGGCCGCGCAAAAGCAGCAGCCAGAAACCGGCGUGGACAGCGUGCUGGCGGCCAAGAAACGGAUCGCCGUGAUGACCUCUGGUGGCGAUGCGCCGGGCAUGUGUGCUGUUGUGCGUGCUGUUGUGCGGGCCGGUAUCUACUACGACUGCGAGGUGUACGGGUGUUACGAGGGUUACUCCGGGCUCGUGCAAGGCGGCGAUUUGCUGCGCAAGAUGGAGUGGGAUGACGUUCGCGGGUGGCUGUCGUUGGGAGGCACACUGAUCGGGACCGCGCGCUGCAUGGAGUUCAAGGAGAGAUGGGGCCGUUUGAAAGCGGCCAAAAACAUGAUUGUGCGCGGCAUCGACGCUUUGGUGGUGUGUGGCGGAGACGGCUCCUUGACGGGCGCAGACCUAUUCAGAAGCGAGUGGCCGUCGCUGGUGGACGAGCUCGUUGCCACUGGCGAGCUGAGCGCAGAGCAGACGGCGAAAUACCGCCAUCUGACGAUCGUCGGGCUUGUUGGCUCGAUCGACAACGACAUGGCGUCGACGGACAACACGAUCGGCGCAUACUCGUCGCUGGAGCGGAUCUGCGAGAUGGUGGACUACAUCGACUCGACCGCGUCGUCGCACUCGCGUGCGUUCGUCGUGGAAGUGAUGGGUCGGCACUGCGGCUGGCUGGGGCUGAUGGCGGGCAUUUCGUGCGGUGCCGACGCGAUAUUCAUCCCGGAACGGCCGCCGAGCGCGUCGGGCUGGCGCGAGGACCUCAAGAAGGUGUGUUUGCGGCACAGAGAAAAGGGCCGGCGCAAGACGACCGUGAUCGUGGCCGAGGGGGCUCUGGACGACGAGCUGCAGCCCAUCACGUCGCAGCAGGUCAAGGACUGUCUGGUUGAGAUCGGUCUGGACACGAGGAUCACCACGCUGGGCCAUGUCCAACGCGGAGGCUCUGCAGUGGCCUUUGACCGGAUGCUGGCCACGCUGCAGGGCGUGGACGCGGUGCGGGCGGUGCUGGAAAGCACUCCGGACACGCCGUCUCCAAUGAUUGGCAUUCUGGACGGCAAGAUUGUGCGGCAGCCGCUGAUGGAGGCGGUGAAGCUAACGAAAAGCGUGGCAACGGCGAUCGCGGCGAAAAAAUUCGACGAGGCCAUGGGACUGCGCGACUCGACCUUCAAAGAGAGCUACGCCAACUUCCUGGACAUUUCGAAACACGACGACGGGUCGCAGGUGGUGGAGGAGUCGAAGCGGCUGAACAUCGCCAUAGUGCACGUCGGGGCUCCGACGGCCACGCUGAACCCUGCAACGCGUGCAGCCGCGCUUUAUUGUCUGUCGAAGGGCCACACGCCUUAUGGAAUCCAGAACGGGUGGUCCGGGCUGGUUCGCCACGGGGCGGUGAGAAAACUGGACUGGCUGGACGUGGAGGAGUGGCACAACCUGGGCGGAUCCGAGAUCGGCACGAACAGAACGCUGCCGUCGACAGAUAUGGGCACGGUGGCUUACUACAUGCAAAAAUACGAAAUACACGGGUUGAUCAUCAUCGGCGGAUUUGAGGCAUUUCGCUCGCUGCACGAGCUCAAAGUUGCCAAGGAAAAUUAUCCCAUCUUUAACAUGCCGAUGGUCUGCCUUCCUGCAACUGUCUCGAACAAUGUGCCCGGUACCGAAUAUUCGUUAGGCUCUGAUACAUGCUUGAACACGCUUGUGAAAUAUUGCGAUGCUGUGAAGCAGAGUGCGUCCGCGUCGCGAAGAAGAGUAUUUGUUGUCGAAGUGCAAGGCGGAAAUUCAGGAUACGUUGCGUCGUACACGGGGCUUGUUACAGGUGCAUUAGCGGUGUACACGCCAGAAGAGAAAAUCAGCCUGCGCACGUUGCAGGAGGAUCUGGAGCUGCUGUCUGAGAAUUUCAAGAAGGACGAGGGCGACAACCGGUCGGGCAAGAUGUUCAUCCGCAACGAGAACGCGUCCGACACAUACAGCACAAGCCUUAUCGCCGAGAUUAUCAGGGAAAGUGGAGGCGGCAAGUUUGAGAGCCGCACGGCUAUUCCGGGUCACGUGCAGCAGGGUAGAGUCCCUUCCGCUAUGGACCGUUGUCUUGCUGCACGGUUUGCAAUUAAGGCAUGUCAGUACAUUGAGGAAACGAACUUUGCCGCGCAGAGUGCGAUAACCCGGCUGUGGAACGAAGGCUUUGGGUCGAACCUCACGUUCAAGGGCCACUCUGAGGCCGACCUCAAGUUUGUGUACAAGCAUGGCAAGAAGCACCUGAUUCUGAACGACAACGCAAAGGUGGUGGGGAUCCACGGCACAAGCGUGAUUUUCGAGGAGGUGGACGAGCUCUGGGAAAAGAACACCGAUGUGGUGCUCAGAAAGGGCAAGGAUAUGCACUGGACGGACAUGGUUACAGUAAACAACAUUCUGAGUGGCAGGAGCGUGCUGCGGAAGACGCAGCACAAUAUUGUCUGAUAGUGGAUUAAAUAGUGACAAUAGAGAAAAAGCC
This is a messenger RNA of Ogataea polymorpha, 6442 nucleotides long. RefSeq lists its product as uncharacterized. Gene Ontology annotation, cellular component: mitochondrion; cytosol. Gene Ontology annotation, biological process: cell redox homeostasis. Gene Ontology annotation, molecular function: protein binding. The transcript has a single exon. The coding region runs from base 115 to 3372 and encodes 1085 amino acids. NCBI's taxonomy places the organism in Eukaryota, Fungi, Ascomycota, Pichiomycetes, Pichiales, Pichiaceae. The record is from RefSeq and is a predicted model, not a curated record.